Messenger RNA from Trichomonas vaginalis G3, 921 nucleotides. RefSeq names its product iron-sulfur cluster assembly. The transcript has a single exon. Bases 1 to 921 code for a protein of 306 amino acids. Gene Ontology annotation, cellular component: cytosolic [4Fe-4S] assembly targeting complex. Gene Ontology annotation, molecular function: protein binding. Gene Ontology annotation, biological process: iron-sulfur cluster assembly. Lineage: Eukaryota; Parabasalia; Trichomonadida; Trichomonadidae. The record is from RefSeq and is a predicted model, not a curated record.
AUGAAAGUCUCGACCAUCGAUGAAAGAGAAGGCUUCAUUUUUGAUGUCUGUUGGCAUCCAUCAGGAAAUUACAUAGCUGUUUCAGGUGCUGAUGGCAAGCUGAAGAUUUUUGAACAAAAAGAAAAUAAUUUCGUUGAAAUUGUUUGCAAGCAACGAGAAAGAGCAGCUAGAAGAGCACAAUUCUCACCAGAUGGAACUAAAAUUGUUGUUGCUGGAUUUGAUGAACAUGCAAUUGUUUACAGCUUUGAUCCAAAGUUGGAUGGUGUACUUUCAGAAGAAGCUACACUCAGUGGACAGGAUGCUGAGAUUAAAACAGCAAGAUGGUCUCCAAAAGCAGACUUAAUCGUAACAGCAAGUAGAGAUAAAUCAGUUUGGGUUUGGGAUACAGAAGAAUACGAUUUCAUUGCAGUACAUAGCGAACAUACAGCCGAUGUAAAGGAUGCUAUGUUCUCUCCCGACGGAAAAUUCAUUGUUUCCGUUUCAUUUGAUGAAAAAGUUAAAGUUUGGGAAGCUAAAGAAGAAUUAGGUUCAUUACAGACAUUCUCUCAUCAUCAAGGUACAGUUUGGAGCUUAGCAUUCAAUCCAAAUAACGGCAAUUUCAUUACUUUAGGUGAAGAUGGAAAAAUUAUUUUAUAUAAAUUAGACAAGGGAUCAUACCAGAUUGCUGCAGAACUACAACUCCAAGGAGAUCUCGAAUCUCUUUAUACAGCCUACUAUCUUGACGGCCAAUGGUUUGUUGGCGGCAGUCAAACGAAGAUCUUUGUUGUUGCCGAGGAUCUUUCGAAGAUUAACCGCACAAUUCCGAUUGACCAGAUGGGAGACAUCAAUUGCAUUGCAGCAAAACCAGGAUUCCCCAACCUCGUUGCUGUAGGCAAUGAUGAUGGUACUGUUUCUCUCUUCGAUAUAGAAAAAUCAAAAUAA